Molecule: messenger RNA, 1886 nt
Organism: Dryobates pubescens (Downy woodpecker)
Lineage: Eukaryota; Metazoa; Chordata; Aves; Piciformes; Picidae
Gene: STX7
Product: syntaxin 7
Exons: 10
Coding region: 131-904 (257 amino acids)
Biological process (GO): vesicle-mediated transport; vesicle fusion; intracellular protein transport
Cellular component (GO): membrane; SNARE complex; synaptic vesicle
Molecular function (GO): SNARE binding; SNAP receptor activity
Source: RefSeq, a predicted model, not a curated record
CCGCCCUGUCUGCCGCUGCCGUCCCUGCCGCGCCCGGGGCAGCAGGAUCGCCAGGCCGGGUUCCUGGGCAGGUGGAGGCUGUCUGCCCUGUUGCCAUCGUGGAGGCCCUUGCCAGUGAACCUUCUCAGCCAUGUCGCACGGUGCGAGCCACGGGGAUCCCAACCAGCUGGCCCAGCGCAUCACUUCCAACAUCCAGAAGAUCACCCAGAGCUCUGCUGAAAUACAAAGGCUGCUGCACCAGCUGGGAACCCCACAGGACACGCCGGAGCUGAGGCUGCAGCUGCAGCAGAAGCAGCAGUACACCAACCAGCUUGCCAAAGAAACUGACAAAUAUGUCAAAGAGUUUGGAUCUCUGCCUGCAGCCAGUGAACAGCGCCAAAGGAAGAUCCAGAAGGACCGCCUGGUGGGGGAGUUCACCUCAGCACUGACCAACUUCCAAAGGCUCCAAAGACAAGCUGCUGAGAAAGAAAAGGACUUCGUGGCCAGAGUGAGAGCCAGCUCCAGGGUGUCUGGCGGUGCUCCUGAGGACGGCAGCAAAGCAGGAACACUUGUCUCCUGGGACAGUCAGGCCCAAGCACAAGUGCAGGAUGAAGACAUCACAGAGGAUGACCUGCGGCUCAUCGAGGAGCGGGAGUCUUCCAUUAGGCAGCUGGAGGCAGAUAUCAUGGACAUCAACGAAAUCUUCAAAGAUCUGGGAAUGAUGAUUCAUGAGCAGGGUGAUGUCAUAGACAGCAUAGAGGCCAACGUGGAACACGCCGAGGGGCACGUGCAGCAAGCCAGCCAGCAGCUCUCCAGAGCAGCAAGCUACCAGCAAAAGUCCCGCAAGAAGAUGUGCAUCCUGCUGGCCAUCCUGGGCGUCGGAGUGCUGCUGGUGGUGCUGAUCGUCUUGUUAUCUAUGAGAUAAGUGUCUGCAGGAGGUGGUGGAUCGGUCUGUCAGUGAUGAAAGGAAGUGCCCAGUUUGCUGAUUGUGGAACUGAGUGAAACAAUGAUUCUGUUCUUCACACUUUUUAUGUGACAUUUUUGUUGGCACCUGAGAAGUGAGGUUCUCAGUGCUGCUGUCGGUGUCACUGCCUGCCCUCCUGGGUGCUCUUACCUCAGCCAGGUCACAGACUGUUCUGUGAAGAGGUUUUUAUCUUUAAGUGAAGGUUUAGGGGGCUAAUCAAAACCCUGAUCAUUCAUUUUGGCAGGGUGAGUUAUUAUCUUCUGGGCUAAAUGUUGAUUCCAAAGCAAACUUCUGGAGGGCUGCCUGGGGCCAUGGAGUCACAUCUCAGAACUGAUUUUUAAGUUAGAAAUGUUCUCAUCUCUGGCUGCCAUCCCCCUGCCCAGCCAGUACAGGUGGCUCAAAAAUAACAUGUGGGUUGUGAUCUGUCUUUUCAAGUGAAGCCUUUGAAUCAAGCCUUCAGUUUGCCUGAAAUCUUGUUGCUGCUUCAUGUCUCUGUAGCUGGCAUCGAGUGUGGCGAUGUCAGGAAGCCUGCUGCCAAGGCAGGGUGGCUGAUGGCACAAUGGGGAUCGUUCUCUUCAGUUCCUGCAGUGAGAGCUGUUGUGUUCUGUCUGCACCUCUGGGAUCUUCCCACCCGAGUGUGCAUCAGUGAGCUUGGCUAGGUGAGAACUGAAUUCUUCAGUUUCCUGGGAAAAAAUUCCCAGCUCCUAACUGCACUUCAAUGUUCUGGAACUGCUGUGACUGGUUUUGCAUGCCCAUCCCCAAUGCUGUGAGAGAUCUUUCACACAGCUGAAGAAAAGAGCUUGCAGUGAUCCUCAGCAGUGUUUGAAAGGAGGUGCCCAAGGCAUUGCCUUCAGAGUGAUACCCUUUUGUGCCAUUUUGUACCAGUACAUUACAAAUGUGACAAGGCUUCAUCUGUUUGCCUUUUGAACUGGCCUUGGUGAGC